Molecule: messenger RNA, 1170 nt
Organism: Metarhizium brunneum ARSEF 3297
Lineage: Eukaryota; Fungi; Ascomycota; Sordariomycetes; Hypocreales; Clavicipitaceae
Product: Protein arg-6
Biological process (GO): L-arginine biosynthetic process
Molecular function (GO): N-acetyl-gamma-glutamyl-phosphate reductase (NADP+) activity; NAD binding; NADP+ binding
Source: RefSeq, a predicted model, not a curated record
AUGCUGUCUGCUACUUGCGGGGUCGUGCGCAUCGGCGCUCGCCGAGUUGCCCCACGCGCUGCUGCCCUCGCCGUCACCUGUAGGCCCAGGGCCUCCUUCGGCGGAAUAACGCCCAAUAUCGUCCACGGCCGCGCGAUUGCCACCACCGGACGUCCUUCUAAUGCUCUCAACACGAACCCGAACCCCCCUCUAGGCAAGAAAAAUGCUUCCAACGAGGUACCGUCGCGGAUUGCCCUCAUUGGCGCCCGCGGUUACACCGGCCAGGCCUUGAUUGACCUUCUCAACGACCACCCUAACAUGGACCUUCGCCAUGUGUCUUCUCGAGAGCUUGUCGGACAGGAGCUCAAGGGCUAUACUAAGCGCAAGAUUAUCUACGAGAGCCUAUCUCCCGAGGAUGUUGCUCGUUUGGACAAGGAUGGCCAGGUCGACUGCUGGGUCAUGGCCUUACCCAACAAGACCUGCCAGCCCUUUGUCGAAGCAUUGAGUCAAAGCUCGAGUCUCAUCAUUGAUCUUUCGGCCGACUACCGGUUUGAUUCGACGGGGAAAUGGACCUACUCAUGCCCUGAGCUUGUGACGCGCAGUAAGAUUGCGCAGUCCACGCGCAUCAGCUGCCCGGGCUGCUAUUCAACGGGCUCUCAACUCGGUAUUGCUCCUCUUAUGCCGUAUUUGGGGGGCGUUCCUACGGUUUUUGGUGUUUCGGGAUUCUCGGGAGCUGGAACGAAGAAGAGCCCCAAGAACGACGAGACGCUUCUCAAGGAUAACCUUUUGCCUUACUCUCUUACGGGACACAUCCACGAGCGAGAAAUCAGCCACCACCUUGGGGCCCCGACGGCAUUCAUUCCUCACGUCGCUUCCUGGUUCCGCGGUAUCCAAUUGACCAUCAACAUCCCCCUGUCCAAGGAGAUGACUUCUCGAGACAUUCGCCAGAUUUACCAAGACAGAUACGCCGGCGAGAAGCUUGUCAAGGUCGUUGGCGAAGCUCCCUACGUCAAGUCGAUCCAGAACAAGCAUGGAGUUGAAAUCGGUGGGUUCGCUGUUGAUGACAGUGGCAAGCGUGUCGUUAUCUGUGCCACGAUUGAUAAUCUAAACAAGGGCGCCGCCACGCAAUGCCUGCAGAACAUGAACCUCGCCCUCGGAUACGACGAGUACCAGGGAAUUCCCAUUGAGUAG